AUGUUAGAUGAUCAAUCAUCAUCAUCAACAGCAGAAAUAGAAGUAGUAGAAGUAGUAGCUCCAGAAUAUCCACCACGAUAUCAUUCACACUCACCAGACUACAAUAGUUUACCAAUAAUCGGACGAGAUUAUUUUAAAACAAAUUCAAAACCUAUUUAUGAAGGUUCAAAUGGCAUUAUUCUAAAAGGUACAAACAAACUACACACAGAGAAUUUUAUUCUCAAAUUAAUCAAACAUCAUCCAUUUGAUUCGUCCCUGAAAUACAAGUACCUCGUUUUACGAGAAUUUGAAAAUUUGAAAAAACUGAAUCAUAAGAAUAUAAUUAAACCAGUUACUUUAUCACUCGUAACUGAAUCAAAUGAAUUUUGUUUAAUACUUCCAUAUUAUCCAAAAGGUGAUUUAUUAGAUCAUUUAUCGAAAUUACGUAAAUUUAGAAAAGGUUUAGAUUCAAAUACAAAAGAUUUCAUAUUUAAACAAAUUUUAAAUGGAGUAAAUUAUCUUCAUUCAAAUAAUAUAGUUCAUCGAGAUUUAAAGCCCGAAAAUUUCCUAAUUAAUAAUAAUGGAAUAAUUAAAAUUUCCGAUUUUGGAUAUUCUAUGAAUUUGAAUAAUUUAAAUCAUGAUUAUUUAAAAGAUCAUGUUGGAGAAUUAUAUUGUGGUACUAAUUCUUUCAAAAGCCCUGAAAUAUUUAAUCUUGAAACACAAGUACUUAAUGGUUUUUUUUCAUUUGAACAAUUUUUUGAAAUGACUGAUUUCGCUAUAUUUUAUAAAUCUUGUGAUUAUUGGAGUUUAGGAAUAAUUUAUUUUAAUAUUUAUUUGAUGAAAUUUCCUUGGGGUACUGCAAACAUAAAUGAUCCAAAGAAUAUAAAUUUUAUAAAAUAUAUGAAAAUAUAUCCAAAAGAUCAGCAUGCAAGUAUUGAAACUAUGAAUUUACAAUCUAGUAGUUUUCAAUUAUUUAAAGAAUUACAUCAUGAUGCUAAAAUAUGGGUUUUUAAAUUAUUAAAUCCAAAUUAUAAAUUGAGAAGUAAUUGUGAAGAAGUAUUGAAUACGCCUUGGAUGAUUAAUACUUUUUCGGAUUAUAAAUUUGAUAUAUAG
Messenger RNA from Insectozyma verbasci, 1092 nucleotides. Lineage: Eukaryota; Fungi; Ascomycota; Pichiomycetes; Serinales; Debaryomycetaceae. The record is from the annotation of a GenBank genome assembly.